Molecule: messenger RNA, 5617 nt
Organism: Myripristis murdjan (pinecone soldierfish)
Lineage: Eukaryota; Metazoa; Chordata; Actinopteri; Holocentriformes; Holocentridae
Gene: hmgxb3
Product: HMG box domain containing 3
Exons: 21
Coding region: 203-4102 (1299 amino acids)
Source: RefSeq, a predicted model, not a curated record
UUUCUUCGAGGCGACGACAAAACCUAGCUAUUGUACUGGACAUUUAUGAAGCAUAACUUCAGGAUUUGCCAGGAACCAUGGAGAAAUGUUUAAUAUUGUGAGCCGUCGGUGCAGUACUUGAUGUUUCUGGCGUCUUUUGAGGGCCGCUCGGAGCAGUUAGCAGAUCCUCGGGGCAGCAGAGGCUGGCCUCAGAUCUGCAGCCAUGGAGACAGUGGAGGUGUAUGACACUGUGAAAAUGCCAGAGGAGGUGGAGAGCUGCUAUAACUUAAUGGAGGUGACAUCCCCUAAGAAGAGAAAGAAUAGAGCUCAGGAAGAUGUGGAGAAACCCAAGAAGCCCAGGUCAGCAUACCUGCUAUACUACUUUGAUGUUCACCAUAUCAUGCAGCAGGAAAUCCCUAAUCUGGCACAGUCGGAGAUCAACAAGCGCAUCAGUGAGAGCUGGAAACGGCUGAGCGUAGCUGAGAAGGGCUACUAUCUGGAGAAGGCCAAGUUGGAGAAGGAGGGUGUAGAAACAUCCUCACUUGGACCCUGCCAGGACCUGCCAGGCUUCCGCAAGAUCCUCCCCAGGGCCAGUUUUGUGCUUCUGCCUAAAGGCUCCUCUUCAAACCAGUGGGCAAGCGGCUCCCAGCAAGAUGUCAGCGUGGAGUCUCUGGAUUCCCCCAUGGAAGGAGGCCUGCCCUCCCUCUCCCUCCCCCAAGAACCUCAGUUCCCACCUUUAGGCCUGGGCAGUGAGGUGGAACUUAGCGAGCAGUGCAUUGCCGUCGAGGGCCUGGCUGAGGAAACUGCUGCGGUGUCCCAUCCCACGGCCCUUCAAGGCGUCCUGCCUUCCUCAUCUAAAGCCUCUCCCUCCAUGAUGCCACCCACAGACACCCACAGCUCGCAGGGCUCCAGUGCCCUUGCGGCAGAUGGGAUGAUGCUGAGAGGAAAUGACUCGAGGGUCAUCGGUAGUGGUUAUAACGUCGUUAGCAUGGCAUCUGAGGAAGGAGACAUGGAUGAGGGCACGGUGCAGCAGAUGCGGGGGGAAAGUACACAGGUGGUUGCCAUCAUACCCACCCAGAACCUGCUGGAGUCCAAAUCUUUGGUAGGUGCCAGCUCUGUUGGCCCAAUGAUGAUGGUCUCUGUAGGAACAGCCAUAGAACAGAGUGCCAAGCCUUCAUAUAAAAUGACCGUAAAGACGUACACCAGGAGAGGUCGGGGAAGGUGUCUGACUCCUGGCUGUUCUUUUGUGUAUGUCACCCGCCACAAACCUCCGACUUGCCCUGAAUGUGGAAGCCAUCUGGGUGGCAAGUGGGUGCCUGCUGCAAAGAAGACCCAAGUGAAAGACACUGCAUCCAAGCAAUCUCAGCAGAAAGCUGAAACCAGCUCUAAUGAGAGUUGUCAACCAGCUUUGCCUCCCGCUGCGGAGAAGAAUGCCGCUGUCAGUCAUACGAACAACACUGGAAGCAAAAAAGAAGGGCAAGUUCAGCGGUGCUCCAGAAAACAGCAUGCGGUUCCAGGAGGAGCGCCACUAGAGGGCAGCAGCACCAAGACUCAGACACAAACAAAUAGGCCAUUGAAAAGCAAUGCCAGAUUCACCACAGUCCAAGACAGAGGCAAUGCCGUCAUGCAAAAGAGACCUGUAAGACCCAUCCUGCCUGCCUACUGCAGCACAGGCCGUGCUUUGCUCCAGUUCAUAACUGUCCCUCCUGACAAAGGAAAAUCUCAGAGUACCAACAGCAACAAAACAGCCAUGGUGCCUAGUGAGCAUUUCUCAGGUCUCAAACCCAGCACUUUGAAGCAGCUCGGCCAGACAGUCCCAACAGCCACAGCCAAGCAGGACACCGCUGCCCCAGCAGAUGGAAGCCAGCAUGUCACUUCACUGAUUGAUAAAGGCGUGAAUAUCCUGUCGUUCAUGCCUUUCAAACAGAACAGCAUUUCCAGCUUUGAUUUGGGUCUGUCCACAGCGCGAGGCAGGGGCCGGUGUAAGAACCCAUCCUGCGACUAUGUGUACAAGAACAGACAUAAACCCGCAGAGUGCCCAAAAUGUGGCUGGGAGCUGUCCCGCAAGAACAUCAAGGGAACCAAGUCUGGGGCUCUGCUGGACCCAUACCAGACUCUGAGUCCUGCCCAGAAGGACCUCCAACGCCAGUCCACCCUGCAGCUGCUGCGGCGCGUCCCGCAGAUUCCUGAGAGUGAGACGGAGCUCCAGGAAACGCUGGCCCUCAUCCAGGAGCUCAACAGCCCCCAGAUAGUCUUGAUUCAGCCCAGUGAUCAGGACCAGGAAGACGGCGUGGAGACGGAGACGCUGGUCCAAUCCGGGUGGCCUCGCUUCUACGAGUCGGCAGCCACACACUGUGGCCUCUGUCACUAUCCUCUGUUCAAAGGAGGUCAGAGUACUGUUGCAGGACAAGAGGACUGCUGGCUGCUCACAGAGACGCUGAUCCAGACAGCCUCUCUCCAGCUGAAGGUGUGUCUCAACACUCAGUGUCUGGCCCUGCACAGCUUCACUGAUCUGCAUCCAGGUUUGUUCAACAUUGGGAACAGGCUGCUGGUCAGUGUUGACCUGUUCUUUAAGAUCCGGGCCAACAUCAAACUGGGACAUCACCCCUCUCACGCUGUCAGAACCAUCCUGGACCACGUCCCCAAUCAUCCUGUCCACGCUCUGAGUCCAGAGGAAUCAUCCCAGAUUCAGGAGCUUCUGCUGAGCGGCUACUGGGCCUUUGAGUGCAUGACAGUGCGAGAUUACAAUGACAUGAUUUGUGGUGUGUGUGGCAUCGCGCCCAAGCUGGAGAUUGCUCAGCGCAGCACACACAAUGUGCUGGAGCUGAAGAAUGUGGAGUUUACCUGGCCCGAGUUUUCAGUCCCGGAUGAGGUGCACGUGGAUGACUUUUGGUUGACCAUGGAGAGUGAGGCUAUCGAGCUGGCAGCUUUCCCCUCAGACAUUCCUAUCACACGAGUGGAUGCUUCCAUCAUUGCUCCCUUCAUCCCCCCACUGAUGAGGAGCCCCACCGUGAUCAACACAGAGAAGGACAAGAUCCUCUCUCACACACAGCAGCCUGCAGGAGACCCGUCAGUCUUGGUGCGUCUGAUCCACGAAGGUCAGCUGAGACUCGAUAGGAUUGAAGAGCACAGCGAGGAGGAGCUGAGAACCAUACUGCACUGCUGUGGAGAGACAGCCACACCAGACUCCACCCAGAAUGAGCUGCUGGCCUCUCUGGUGUCCCUGUACUCGCGUGUCCACUCCGGCCUCCCCAUCGCCCCCCAGCCACCUCAGCACCUCACUGCUGGCAAGCUGUCCAAGCUCUGCCCUCACAAGGUGGUUUGUGGCUCUAAGUACAUGGUGAGGGGAGAGACGGCUCGAGACCACGUCGACUUGCUGCUGUCCUGCCGUUACUGGCCCCCAGUCUACGUUACAGAAUCUGCCCGCCAGGUGGCGCUGUGUGCCGACACGCAGUACCCAGAACUGGCAACCCAAAUGUGGGGAAGGAACCAAGGCUGUUUCUCUGACCCCUUUAAUGAGCCAGAAUUUGUGUCGUGUGCUGAGCUGCAGGACCAGCCGUACAGCGCCGACCUGUCCUCUGUGGCCGAGAACCAGCACGUCCACCCCAUCACGAAAUCCUCGUCUUGCUGGCUGGUGCACCCAGCUGGGGCGUCCCAGGCCCAGCAGCCCCCCGCCCUGCAGCACCACUCCAUGGGCCUCUGCAGGGAGCUCGAGCCGUACAUCAGCCUGAUGGCCGAGCCGGAAAAGGAGAAGGAUGAAGGGGAGGGAGGGGCGGAACAGCAGGAGCAGGCGGACAGCGGCAAAAAUGAGCUCACAGAGACACAGGAGGUCAGUUCCUCGGUGAGCGGCGCUCAACGGCGGCCUUUGGUUUUCAACAAUGCUGCCUAUUACUACCUGUACAACCGGCUGGUAGAUUUCCUGACCAGCAGGGACAUUGUAAGCCAGCAGAUCAAUCAGGUGCUGAAGGCCUGCCAGUCCGGAGAGGUUGUGAUUAGGGAUGCCCUCUACCGGCUGGGAGUGGCACAGAUCAACACGGAGAGAGAAGACGACGACAGAGGAGGGGUGGAAAGACAGGAGCAAGAGGGAGGGGUGGAAACUGUGUAUGAAGUGGUGCUGCCCUGAAGAAAAAAGCAGGCGAGAUGGCAGGAUGACAUGGCGUGACAUCUGACAGCCGCCUGCAAAGGAGUGCAGCAAACAGAGGGUGUGCAUGAGGAGGAGGAGGAGGUGCCCUGAGGUGAGAAGGAAAGUGGCACCAGAGGGAGCAGAGAGACUGGAGGAGCUGUGGUGAAGCAGGCGAAAAGCAGAAAACAGCUAUUGGUGCUGGAGGGAAGUGGAUAAUAUGGAGGCAUAGCCUUUGCAACAGAGCCUUUAAUCAGCUGAUCGGGGAUAGCAAGUUUUGUUAAUAUGAGAAAAAAACCCACAUAGAUUAUGAAUAGAAAGUGAUGAAUUUUGCAAAAAUAAGCAUUAUGAGGAACAGUCAGUAGGAUUCACUGUUUUUAGUUUUUUCAGGUCAGGUUCAGGACUUAUUUGCCAUCUCUAACCUAAUCUGUGCAUCAUUUUGUGUGUUUCUUCUGCUUUUCAGAUUCAUUUAAAUAAGUGUAUGAGGUAACUGAGCGUGAGUGAAAACUAAACUCAAAACUACAAAAAUGGAGAACUUGAAUGUCAGAAGUAACAGAUUUCAAAUGACUGAAAGAAUGUAUCACCGAAGUUUUAUUGCCCAGCAACGGUGCCAAGCGUCAAAAGAGGAAGUGGUCAGGCUAAUUGAGUGUGAGAGAGAAAAUGAAAGAGACAUGAACUUGAACGCUAAAUGUAAAGCUUUGCUUUCAUGAGACUAAAAGAAUGUAAACGAUUUUAAUCAAAUACUUCUAAGCAUCAUGUAAAUGGAAACAUGAGAUAGUAUUUAAUGCCCUUUUAUGACUAGAGACACUUCUGCUUUACUUUUUAUCACUCUUACCUCUAAGUUGCCACCUGUUGCCUUUUCAACUUAUUUUUUUUCUUGUAAAGUAAUGACAAAAUGUAUAUCUGUACAUCGUAUUGUAUUAUAAUGUGGUGAUGGACUUUGUUGCCUGAGCGGCCUUUGCUUUGUUUUGGAUUACAAUGUCUUCUUAAUGGAGAUCCAUAGAAGGACACAUCCAAUCAGUGGUCCUAAAUCCUAUCAACCAAUCAACAGCCAGCCUGUGACAAUAAAGUUAUAGGUUAUUAGACUGUGUUUGUCAGUAUAACUGUGGGCGUAGUCACUGCAAAUAAUGCUUUGAGCUGUUGAGAGGUGUCAGAUGUUGAGCUGUUGUACCUCUGGAAAAGGAAUGUUUUUUCACUUAAAAACAUCCAAACUAAAAAAGCGGGGAGUGUUUUGAUCAUUUUAAGUUUCUGUAGUCUCUCUAGUGGGAGUCCUACUUCCCUACAAAGGCUUUAGAGUUGUGCAAUGUUGUGGGAAUGAAACAGAGGAAAUGCAGAUUGGGCAUUAUCCAAAAGAAAAUGGGAACUGAGUAGAGAACAACAUAAAGGCAGAAACAAAUUCCCAGCUGCAAUUAUAAUACAAUGUGCAAUAAAGACAAAGUGCAGCUUUUAAAUGUUUAAAACUUUACUCUAGAAUUUCAACAGUACAGUUUCAUUAAAGCUUCUGCAAUUUGUCAGUGA